AAGCGGCGGGGAGGCGGCGGCGAUGGCGCUGCGGGGCGGGCGGCGGGCGGCGAUGCCGGGGUAGCGGCGGGCGGCCAUGGCGCGGGGAGCCGGUCCGCCGCUGCGGCUGCUGCUCCUGCUCCUCCUCCAGCUCCUGGCGCUCCCCGCCCGCCGCGGCGACCGCACCGGCCCCGACUCCCUGUAUGUCUCCGAGUACUUCUCUCAGAGCGCACAGAAGCUGUCCUUCUACAGCUGGUAUGGAAAUGCUAAGCUCUUCCACUUCCGUGUGCCAGAAGACACUGUGCUGCUUCGCUGGCUCCUGCAGGCGUCCCGGGGGAAAGGACCUGAGUGCACUAACAUGGAGAUCACUGUGCACUUUCGCUAUGGAGCCCCUCCUGUAAUUAAUCCACUGGGCACUCGUUUUCCUGCAAAUGCAACCGUCCGUCCUUCCUACAACAUAAGCAUCACUCUGAGCAGCGCUGUGCAAAACACCACCUUUGUGAACAUCACCACCCCUGCUGCCGGAGACUGGUUCAUUGCUGCCCAUCUCCCUGAGGCUGCUGGCAGGAUUGAAGUGAAGGGUUUCUCCACUCCAUGCCCCUAUAUGUUCCAGGCAGAUAUGUUUGUGCUCAGACUCACUGACAUGCCUGUUCUGGAGCCCGGUGUUGCCAUGCCACAAACCAUCGUCUCACCUGCUAAGCCGCUGCAUGUCAAGGUCUUCAUUCCCAGCCAUGCUGCAGGGAUGAAGUUUGAGCUGCGGAGCUGCGUAACAAGCGAGCAGAAAGCAUGUACCAUGCGAGUGGUGCUGGGCUCCAUCACGCUGCCCCAGUCCUUCCAGAGGAUUGUCACCUGCACAGGGAACAUAAACUGCAGCCUGGCCCUGGACUCACCCCCCUGGGAGAAGUGGCUGCAGAUCACGGUGGAGAGUCUCGGCGCUGCCAAUGCCAGUGUGUCAGUAGAGAUGCUGGCUUCUUUCACAGCUUGCAGACCAGGAAGUACCAGUUCCUUCCUUAACUUCAGCAGCCUAAACCACAGCCAAACUGGUCCCAGACCAGGUAGCACAGGAGCAGCAGGGAGCUCUGCUCUGUCUACCGGAGAGGUUUCACGCAAUGCAUCCGACCAGAGGAGCUUCUGUCUGCAGAACCAGCCCGUUGUUCGUGAGGACCUGGAUGUGGUGUCUGUGCGCUACAGGCUCUUGAAUAGUCCCAGCGUGCCCGUGAACUCCCUCUCCCCGACCCUCCUCCUCCUCAACCUGAACACUGGCAUGGACAGUGGGGGUUCCCUCGUGGUCAGUCUCCUGCUUAACAAGACAUCCGUGAGCCUGGCCAAUGCCACUGUGGUAGCGUGUGUGAGUGCUGCUUCACCGGUGCUGUCCCUCAAUGCCACACAGAACUGCAGCACAGCUUUUUUCCAGGGCUACCCUCUGAGCUUGAGCACAUCCUCUGCAGAAGCAAUGCUGAUUGUCCUGUACCCACAGACGGAUGACUGGUUCCUCUCCCUGCAGCUCAUCUGCCCAAAGGGCCAUGGUGAAUGUAAGGCCACAGAAGCCAAAGUGACUGUCUUCGCAUACCUCACCCCCUGCUUCAAUGACUGCGGGCCAUAUGGACAGUGCAGCCUCCUGCGAAGACACGGCUACCUCUACGCUGGCUGCAGCUGCAAAGCUGGUUGGGGCGGGUGGAGCUGCACGGAUGAUACCAAGGCCCAGUCUGUCAGUACGCAGAACCUGGCCACCCUUCUGCUCACCCUGAGCAACCUCAUGUUCCUGCCGGCUAUAGCGGUUGCUGUUUAUCGCUACUACCUGGUGGAGGCCUCUGUCUACACCUACACCAUGUUCUUCUCCACGUUCUACCACGCAUGUGACCAGCCAGGCGUUGCAGUGAUGUGCAUCAUGGACUAUGACACACUACAGUACUGUGACUUUUUGGGCUCUGUGGUGUCCAUCUGGGUGACGAUCCUGUGCAUGUCCCGGGUGAAGAAGAUCCUGAAAUAUGUCCUUUUUGUCUUGGGGACCCUGUUAAUUGCCAUGUCCCUGCAGCUGGACCGCAGAGGGGUAUGGAACAUGAUGGGUCCCUGCCUCUUUGCCCUCAUCAUCAUGAUUGCAGCAUGGGUUUACCAUGGAGUGAAGCGCAGACACUGCUACCCCUCCUCAUGGAAGCGCUGGGUUUUCUACCUCCUCCCAGGGAUCACCUUGGCUUUCAUUGCCAUCUCGGUAUAUGCAUUCAUGGAAACCAAUGAGAACUAUUAUUACACCCACAGCAUCUGGCAUGUCCUGGUGGCUUGCAGUGUUGCUUUCCUGCUUCCUCCUCGGGACAAGCAUAAGAAGCCCUGGGCCUGGUCACAAAAGCUCACUUGUCGCUAUCAGAUCUGCCAGAAUGACCGUGAGGAGCUCUAUGCUGUGACCUGAAACUGCUGAAUUCCUGGAGGCAGAGAAGGAGGGCUGGUGAGGUUGCACUCUGCCUGGGCUGCCCCUCACACACAUCAGCAAUCCUCUUAUGUGCUCAUUCACUGGCUGGGAGAGCGCAGUAUGGACCAGAUUUAAAUAUGAAGACGGUGGGCUUGUCUUGCGAAGGCAAGUUUGAGGCCACCUCUGCUUUUCUGCUUGGGUGGGGCAGGUUCUUCAUUGUUCUAGAUCAAAGAAUAGCCUGUUCCCUACCUCCAUGUGGCCCUGGGGGAAAUCGCCAACCCUUACUCCCCUCCUGCUGCAUCCAUGAAGCUAGGGCUUAGCCCACACUGAGCUGGAGCCAGGGCUUUGGCUGCUGGGCUCUUCUCUGCACACCCUGUCCUAGCAGAGGGCUAUGGGACAGGGAUUUUCCUUGCCAUCCUGCAAUCAGCAUUUGAACCCAAAAGAAUGGGUUUCUUCUGACCUGGGGGGCAAAUGCUGUUGCGAGCCCUUGGUGCUGAUGGGAAGGGAGGGAGCUGAUCUUGGCAUGCACUGGACCCUUGGCUGCCACCUCUGCAGGGGUCUGGAGCCUCUCUCCCCAUGAAACAGGUGGUGCUGCUCUCACCUAGUCCCAAUUCGGGGUGGGGGGCAAGAAUGAGGCCAGGACUUGGGCCCUGGAUUCAGGAUCAGGCUUGGCAGGGAUGUGAAAAAAAACCCAUGUGGGGACAUGCAAGAGGCAUCAGCAGCAUCUCCCCCAGAGCUGUGAAACCCAUGGCACUGCAGGGUUUAGUCAAAGUUUAAGUUUAGCCCUCUUAGCUCAUCUGGAAGGAGCCAGGCUGCUGCACUGUCCCCUUCCUCUCUCAAUGUUCAGGUAUUCACCGUCUUCCUCCCUUUUGUGGGUUUGGCAUGUGCACGGCUCUGCCUGGCAGCAUAGGUGGUCCAGGAUGGUGGCUGAGCUGCGCACCCCUCUCUGCCUCAGAGGCUGGAUGUGUUGCAGAGUUGCAGCUGGUCUGAGGCCACCGGCAGUGUCCCACCCCAGCCUUACUAUAGGGCACGCACGCAUCAGAAAGCAAGGGCAGAAACUUGGCAACCAGGAAAGUUGUCUUUGCCCAUCCUUAUUCUAUAGAUAAGGGCUCAAAUACAUUGUUCUUUGCUGGUUUAUUCCAGCUGUGGUCAGUCUGGUGUGUGCUGCUGGGAGCCCAUCCAUGGAGUCCCUCCUCAGGUGGCUUUGGGGAGGAAGGAGCUGUUAAUGAAGGAUUUGUUUCCUAGUUUAUAGGAAAUGGGGUUACUACUUUGCUUUGAAAACUGCCCAGCCUUCUGCUCAGCUCUGCACUUUAUCCCUCUCUCUCCCCUUCCUCAGCAAGCUCUGAUGUUUUAAGCAGAUGCAGGAUGAGCAAAGGACACUUGUCUGCACCCAGCAACGUUGUCCCUUGUCACCUGUGUCCCCUGCGUUUCCUUUUGCUGCUGCCAUCCACAACACCGGCAGCAUGGUGGGAGUGGGGGACAUGGGCCCCUUGGACCUUCCUCGAACUCUUAUCACUUUUAGGCACUUCCCCCCUCCCCCCUGGUUUGCACAGCGGCAUUGCAGGGCAGCUGUGCCCUCUGUGCCAGGCAGCUGGUCUGGCCCUGGUGUUGCUAGUUACCAGAGAAAGCAAUAAUUCCUCAUCGGGCCUUUACCUUCAGGGGCUUCCAUGCUGCAAAGCAGGAGAGGCUUUGGGCCGAGAACUCCCACUAACAUGAAUGUCUGGUUUCUGUUUGAUUGUUGAAAUUCUGCUUUUGCUCUCCUCCACCGCGACUGUUGGCCCUGGCACAAGGUUGAGUUAGGUGCCUGGAGGAAGGGGGGUGUUAAUUAUUUUGCGUAAAAUCUGAGAAAUUCUUGUGUCUGAGGAAAAAAAGGUUGUGGGGCUGGUUUUUUUUUUUUUCUUUGCUGUUAAUACCUGUGAUUAUUUUCUUACGGUAAAUUUUAAGGCUUACAAUUUUAUAAUUUAAUAAAGGUAAUGGUAUUUGAGGGCAAA
Molecule: messenger RNA, 4374 nt
Organism: Phalacrocorax carbo (great cormorant)
Lineage: Eukaryota; Metazoa; Chordata; Aves; Suliformes; Phalacrocoracidae
Source: RefSeq, a predicted model, not a curated record